CCAAAAGGAGAGACCAGUGCUGCUCAGAUAGUCCUUCUCGCCAUGAAUUCAGCUGGUGGGAUCGCAUUUGUAUUGGCUUUCUUUCUCCACGGCACCAUAAGCCAAAGUAAAUUUUAUCAGAUUGACGUCAAUCCGAGUCUUUUCGACGACUACUCACGUGCCGCGCGUGCAGUGCGCGAGAUCUAUGAAUCCGAGUUGGCAUUUGCAUUAAGAUCACCAGCUGAGGCGAGAAGAUUCCUAUUUGGCUUCGAUGUCAUAGCUGAGAACAUGAAGGGUGGCAGCGUCUUCACGAAAUUCAUCGAUUUCACUGGUCAGCUCCAGACGGGAAUAUUCGGAGAACUUUUAAAAAGGUAUCGGCAAGUGUAUGAGCCUGGUAUGAUAUUCACCGUGCCCGACAGAACCUUUGAAGGCACGGAACCAAUCAGCGAUAAGAUCCAGCCGUGUUACAAGUUUGCCCCGCAAUGUGAUCCCUACGCCGUUUACAGGACAAUCGACGGCUCGUGUAAUAAUCUCCAGACGCCAAUUUGGGGAAAGUCCUUCGUAGAAUUCUUCCGGUUACUUCAGGCUGAAUACGGCGACGGUAAGUAA
This is a messenger RNA of Lingula anatina, 588 nucleotides long. Its product is annotated as salivary peroxidase/catechol oxidase. Gene Ontology annotation, molecular function: heme binding; peroxidase activity. Gene Ontology annotation, biological process: response to oxidative stress. The record is from RefSeq and is a predicted model, not a curated record. Lineage: Eukaryota; Metazoa; Brachiopoda; Lingulata; Lingulida; Lingulidae.